This is a messenger RNA of Lactuca sativa (garden lettuce), 696 nucleotides long. NCBI's taxonomy places the organism in Eukaryota, Viridiplantae, Streptophyta, Magnoliopsida, Asterales, Asteraceae. The record is from RefSeq and is a predicted model, not a curated record.
CGCAGGCAGACCUGAUUUGGUAGAAACCUGGGUGUGCAAAGAAUUUGUGGUCAACUGCCCUAAGAUAACCACUUUGGUACUGCAAGCAUGCAACUGUUUCCUUCUGAAGCUUUCAAGCUGUUGAAGGGGUUUAACGAGCUAAAAUAUGUCGACUUUACAAAUUGUUACUCUCUCACUGGCGCCUUUUUAGAGGACCUUGUCACCAAAGGUGGUGGAAAUAGUUUGGAGGUCAUGAUUUUACAUGGGUUGUAUGGUCUUGAUAAAGUAAGAACAUUAAUUUCCCCUUGUUUCCUUACCUCUUUUUCUCUAUCUUCCUUUACUAACACAUGCCAUGUGAUAUUGUGGACAGGUGGAGGUUAUAAAGUUUAUGAGAGCUCUUCUUGCAGGAAAGUUCAGGCAACUACGACAUCUUGUGAGUUUGAUUUUCUGCUUUGUUUUUCUACUAAACUUUUGAAAUUUUGGUUAUUUGAUCACUUGGCUCCUUUUACGAUUUCAAAGGUCAUUAAACUUGUUAAUAUUUGCCAAAGUGGUCAUUGAACUUUUUUUAGAACCAGGUUGCAUGUUCUGCUCCUGUUUUUAUCCAUUAUAUUCUUGAAAUUGAAUUAAAAAAUGAUGUGUAUCCCUUUCCCUUCAACAUGAGAUAUCCGAAAGUGGUGGCUUAUUAGAUACCGGUGACGACGGUGAUAUACGUUAUAG